GUUAAGGUCAGUCUGGUCUGAUAAGACGAUCGACGUGAACACUUAUUGCAAAAUUUUCGACUUUUCUUUCUGUUUCGUUAUUUCAAGAUGUUAAAACUAUUUCUAGGUUUGGGGAGUUUGGUCAUUUUAACUUGCUCUACAGAGUUGAAAGACGAUGACCUUGACAUCAGAGAAAUGGCACAGCAGAUAAAAGCACUUCAGACAGAAGUGAAGGAUUUGAAACAGAGAGUUAAGGUCUAUGAGAAAUCUGCUGGAAGGCCCAGGUCAAAGAAAUACUUGCUUUCAGACAAUCUGGAGAUGGGGCCUGUCGCUUUUUCUGCAUAUAUAUCCAACUACCAGAACGGGCUUGCGCCGCACAAAACACUCACGUUUGACAGCGCCAUAUUAAACGACGGAAAGGGAUAUAACAAUCACACUGGUAUUUUCACAACCCCUGUCAGUGGUGUGUAUCUGGUGUCAUUUUUCAUUGCUGAUCGAGAUGUAAACCAGGUAUUUGUUCAACUGACAGUAGACAAUACCAUUGUUUCUACAGCCUGUGCAGAAACCAUACAGAACCGACAUAUAGACCAAGGUGGCAAUGUAGUCCUUGUUCGGCUCACCAAGGGACAAAACAUGUGGGUUGAAGUCACAACCGGAAAUGCUCACAUAGAGAGUCACACUGCUUAUCGAUUCACCAGUUUUUCUGCGGUGCUUUUGUAUGAAGUGUAAAGUAUCAGGAAAAAAAAGCAAAAUAAACAUGGAAAUGAAAGAAAUCUGUCUGUUGCCAACCAAGGUGAAAUAAGCAGGCCAUUGACAAUUGUAUUUACAUCUGGGCCAUAACAUGAGAUUAUCUUAUCACCAAUCCUACUACCACGUUAGCGAAUAAUAUUCAGUAUAAGGGAAAAGAAAUAUUUUAGUAGACAUGAAAUUAAAAAAAAAAAAAGUUUAUUUAAUUGAGAUUAUUGUUUCAAACGAAGAGACAGUUUUAAAUUUCAAAAAAUGCCGUCAUUUUUUAAGUUUAUGACGUCAUUGUCGGCUGAAUAUGUUAGUAUAAUUUUUAUAACUGAAGAAAACAUGCGGCGCAGGAAUAUUUCAGAGCAUAUUUAUAUAUAAAUACAUAAUUCUGCAAAUCAAAGGGUACAUUUACCAACAAGAUUUUAUGAAACUGAGCUACAUUUGGAAGGGAAUCAAUUCAUAUUUUGGUUUACAAAUUGGCUCCAAAACUUCAAAUGAUAGACGCAAAAGAUGUGGCAUAUUUUGACUGUUUCAUCUUAGGAAGCGUGGUAUUCUGUUUAUACGCUAUAUCAUUUUGAAAUGUAAGGUUCAAAGUUGACUUUCAUGACUUUCUAAUGUAGCACUGAGGGCCACAUCGAGCAUGUUUAUCUCCUAGAACAUUAUUUUGACGUGUGGAUUCGAAUAUAAUUGUUAGCGAAGAAUAUGUUAUACAAGCAGCAUGCAGAACACGAAUGCCAUAUACUUUCAAACUUUUUUUUUUUAAUUUGAGCCGUCGAAUUUUCUAUCAAUACCCGUAGAACAUGUCUUCUGACAACAUUAUGAGGAAAUUAGCUAGAGUUGGAAGUGAAUCAGUCCUAAUUGUGGUUUGCGACGUUUCUAUAAAUAUAUCUUACUUUGUACUUUUUGUUUGAUUUAAAAUCACAUCGUUACAAUUAAAGGUGUAGGAUACAUUCCAGCGUUUGGGGGUGGAGGAAGAUCCAGAUGUCUAUCCGGCCAUUAGUGUAAGCACGGAAGGGAACUUGGGUAGAACCGUCAACCUUCCGUAUACCAGCUGGAUGGCUUCCUCACAUCUGGAACAACUGAUACCUUCCUGCUCACAUGAUAGAAUUCUAGGUUUUGGAAUCACGGCGGCGAGUGGAAAGUGAUCCAAAGUCACAGGCUUUGACUAUGAAGCCUUCCUUUUUUUUUUUUUUUUUUUUUUUUUGGCAACUGAAAUUUGACUUUGGAGCUAGUGUAUCAUUUAGGAAGUUUCGUUUUUGAAUAUAAUAAUGUAUGUAUUUUAUGACUUUCUGUGUGUAAUGUAGCAUUCUGGCAUGCUAUUCACGAUAGGCAGAAAACUCGCGUUUAUAAACAAAUGUGGUGCAAAAUUUAAUCAUUGUUUUCGGCAUCUUCUUCCCUGUUUGAAAAGAAUGCCAUACAUUUAUGUUGAAAUAAAAACUAUUAGUCACCGAAUUUAGACAAAUUUUAUACUUUAUCCCACAGAUCUCAUAUAUAUUCUUCAACAAUAUACAGCUUAUAUAUAAAAACCAUAAAUUCCUUGGUUACAAUAGCUUUGAUAAGAGAGAUAAAAACUAAAUUAAUUACCGGGUUAAGUGUUUUCAAAGCGAAUUCAACUGCCGUGCAAGAUUCAUUUAAUUAGAUAGCCCUCUAUAACGUUGAGUCAUCUGUCACACAUGUAACAACUUUGCGCGAUCCUAAACAACUUAGAGUGCAAUUAUCUUUCAAAAAAUACAAAACGGUGAUUUUUAUCAAAUUUAAAUAUCAUUGAUAACAUUCAAAGCGAGGCAACCUCAGAUUUCUACGAUAAAACAAUACAAAGCGGCGUUUUGAACGAGCGCAAAAAUAAAAUUUCGUUUAAUUACCGCUUGUUAAAUCGAAUAAGGUAGCAAAUUCGAAACUGUUUUAUUUUAUGUCGCACGAAACUUUUUUUUAA
Molecule: messenger RNA, 2647 nt
Organism: Mercenaria mercenaria
Lineage: Eukaryota; Metazoa; Mollusca; Bivalvia; Venerida; Veneridae
Product: collagen alpha-2(VIII) chain-like
Exons: 3
Coding region: 88-708 (206 amino acids)
Molecular function (GO): protein binding
Source: RefSeq, a predicted model, not a curated record